UAAGUAUUUAAUAUAAAUUUUAUUAGUUGAGAAAUAAUAAAAAUCUUAUAGAUAGAAUAGAUCACAGUAUGUAAGUUUCAUUUCAUUGUUUUUUCUAUUUUAGAUAAAUCAUCAGCUCGUUUUAUUUUUCAACAACAAAUUAUAAAUCUCACUCUUAUCAAUAAUGAUACACGCAAUUUUGAUGAUUCAUCGAAAACAUAUACUAUAAAUGUAUAUGCACACAUUUUGAAUUUCUUCAAGAAUUUAAAAAGUCUAAGUAUCGUACAACCAUAUUGGAAGUCAUAUCCAGGUUUAUCACUCGUUGAUUUACCAUCGAAUACUUUUUUCUCUCCAAUUCUAACUCAUUUAACUAUUAGUGUAAAUACAUUUGAUGAUUGUCUUUAUUUACUUGAUGGUCGACUUAAGCAAUUGAUAAUGUUGUCUGUUAUUGUUUAUGUAAUAGACAAUUCCUCUGAAACUGUUCAUACUAUGGUAAGUUUUUACAAAUAA
Messenger RNA from Adineta steineri, 489 nucleotides. Lineage: Eukaryota; Metazoa; Rotifera; Eurotatoria; Adinetida; Adinetidae. The record is from the annotation of a GenBank genome assembly.